AUGCGAAGCAAAGAUACUGACCGACAGGGAAGCGUGAUCGUCACACAUGUCGGGGACGGUGUGCAAGAAACCUCCGGGCGAUUCUCCACCCUCAUUGGGAGAGUUGGCCUUGCCAACAAGGCCGUCGCCGCAAACGUGGGCAGGGGUACUAGCACGGAAUCGCUCGGCGUCGCCCAGCAGCCGAGAAAGCUGCGGUCGCUUUCCGCGGCAGCACUGGAGGAUGAGGUGACCGAGGAAGAAAUCUGUGAGGUACGACGGCGCUGCAAGAGGAUGAUGGUUGCCUCGGAAGCUGCCGGGGGGACGAGUUCCCCCGCUAACGCCCGAGAAGCGCUGCUGACCGCGGUGUUCGAAGCGCACCCGGACCUUGACGGAAGAGACCUUGACAACUACAUGGCGGUUCGAGGCUUGGAGCCCGCCGAGGAGGUGGAUCCGGAGAGAAUACGAGAGCUCGCCGUGGCAUUGUUUCUCCUGAGCAGAAGGCGGCCCUUGACGUUUGACGGCGUGGUUCGCGUCGCGUACACCAUUUUCGACGAAGACGGGGAUGGAGAAAUCGACAGAAAAGAGUUUCAGCGGCUGAUGAAAGCCACCCUGAGGACACACCUUACGUUGGAAUUCGUGCUCCGGCUUCCUGCUGGAAAAGAGGCGUUUUUGCGGCACCUCAAGGACGAGUACGCCGAAGAGAACUUUUACUUCUGGCAAAGCUCGGACCAGUUUGCGUCGUCUAUUCCUACGUUGGCCAAGGCUCAGACCCUGUACGACGGGUACAUUCGUGAAGGGGCGCCGAAACAGGUGAACAUUAGCGCCUCCACGAGGAAAGGGAUAAGAGAAAAGUGGCAAGCUGUUCAGCACGGGGAGGCUCCGCUUACAAGAAAGCUCUUCUCUAAGGCCCAGGAUGAGGUGUUCCACCUCAUGUAUCGGGACAACUUUGGACGUUUCCAAAAGAGCGCCAAGAGCAUGGAGGACUUCGUGAAUUGCAUGUUCAAGGAAGUCGAUCGUUCCCACGACGGAACCAUCAGUCUCUCUGAAUACAUGGAGUGGGCCACCAAGAACAGGGAUGUGAUGCGGUUCAUGAGGGCGACCGGUGGAGAAGUUGCCGUAAUCCGACGACUUUCUUCCUCAAGAAAUCCACUAGGUGCAAAGACAAGUUUGGUUGCCAUCGAAGUACGUUUUUGCUGUUUCGCUGUUGGUGGUACGCGAUCACUUGCUGCUCUGUCGUCGAUGUUGUCGUUGCUGCGUUGA
Messenger RNA from Ectocarpus siliculosus, 1239 nucleotides. NCBI's taxonomy places the organism in Eukaryota, Phaeophyceae, Ectocarpales, Ectocarpaceae. The record is from the annotation of a GenBank genome assembly.